AUGGCAAAUAGAACCUACUUUAAUUUAGAUCAGAAAAGACUUUUUAAGCCUUAAGUUUAAUUAGAUAAAAAACAAGAAGUUGUUACUAAAAAGAAGGUUGAAUCAAUUAGCAUAAACGAAGAACCAUAAAAAUAAUUAUGGGAUAUGGAUUUAAAGGAUUGUGUCACUAAAUAUAAGGAUACUAUAGGAAGUAAAAAGAGAAAAGAAUAACUCAUUUUUAAGCCUGGAGGGUGUUUUAUCAAGGAAAAAAGUGAGACUGAAAAAUAAAAAACUGAAAAAGAACUAAAUAAAGAGAUUAAUCAAGUGAUAAGAUAGACAACCAAAGAGUUUUUUGAAGAUAUAAAAAUGGAAAAACAAUAAAAAGAAAACGAAAAAAACUAACUUAAUGUAUAAAAUUAGAAGGAUUAAUGUAAUGUUUAAGAUUAAGAUUAGAAAAUAAAUUAAUAAGAAAAUAAUUAAGAAAAUUAAAUAAAUGAAGAAAAAAUAUAAUAAUAAAAAGAAAAUAUAGAAAAUAAUACAGUAAAGGAGGAUUAAGGAUUAUUAAAGAAAAAAGUAGGCAAAUAUUAAAAAAGUUAGAAUGGUAAUUUUGUUAGACUUGAUCUUAAAAAAAAAUAUCAAGAUAAAUUUAGAGGUGCAAUUUAUAUGAAUCAAAGAAAAUAUAAAAGGAAUGGUACUUUGAAAAAUCCGAAUCCCUCAAAAAGAGAACAAACUUAAAUUGAUUUUUAACAACUUAAUAAUUAAGGACGUGCUGAAUCUUGUAUUUAAAUUAAUAAGCUUUAGACAACAUAUUCAUAUAAUCUGUUUCCUCAGGAUUAUUAGUAGAGAUUUUUGAUGAUGAAGAAAAUAUAAAAGAAAAAGAGAAAUAUGAUGAACUUAUAAAAGAAUUAGUUCAAAAAGUUUUAGAUGAUUUAGAUAAUAAAGAAAAUUACUUAAAUUUGUUAGAGUUAGUAUUUGGUUUUACAGAAUUUCGUGAAGGACAAUUUGAAGCAAUCUAAAGUAUUUUAAAGAAAGAAUCAAUUUUAUUGGUAUAAAAGACAGGACAUGGUAAAUCAUUAGUAUAUUAAUACUUAUCAUUGUUCCUUUAAGAUAGUAUAGGGAUUAUCUUCUCCCCCUUAAUUUCAUUGAUGAUUGAUCAAGUAUCUAAAUUACCAGAUUAGAUCAAAGGUAUAGCAUAUCAUUCAAUGUUAACUUCAUUUUAAAAAGGUCGUUUAAUUGAGUUCAUAAAAGGUAGAUAAGUUCAAUUAGUUUAUUGUACUCCUGAAAUCUUUUAAAGUGAUUUAGGUUAUUCCUUACAUUAUUUUGGAAAGAUUUCAUUUAUUUGUAUAGAUGAAGCUCAUUGUGUAUCUGAGCUUUCUCAUUCUUUUAGACAUACUUAUGUGAUAUUGAAUUCUAUGAUUUAGAAUUUUUUGAAGGAUGAUAUGCCUCCUUUUUUAGCAUUAACAGCUACUGCUACUCAUUUAACUGUAGAAUCAGUACUAAAAAAAUUUUAAAUUAAUAAAUCUAUAAUUUCUAUUAAUACUGAAAGAAAUAACAUAGAAAUAAGUGUUAGUAGAGAUAGAGAUGUCAAUGCAUCUUUAAUUAAAUUAUUAUAGAGUUAAAAAUAUCGAAAUUUAUCUUCCAUUUUAAUUUAUUGUAGAAGUAAAUAUAUGGUUGAUAUGGUAUCAAAUUAUUUGAGAAAUUGCAAUUUAAAAUGUCUUGGUUUUCAUGGAGGAUUGCCUGAAUAAGAAAAAAUGGAUAUUUAAAAUAAAUUUAUUAGAAAUUAAAUCUAAAUAAUUGUUGCUACAUCUAUAUUUGCUAUGGGUAUAGAUAAAUCAGAUAUUAGAGCAAUUAUUCAUUUAAAUUUACCCAAAAGUAUUGAAUCUUACAUUCAAGAAAUUGGUAGAGCAGGAAGAGAUGGAUAAAUUGCAUAUGCUCAUUUAUUUUUAAGAGAAAACGAUUUCCAUUUAGAAAGAUCAUUUAUUCUAUCAGAUUAUCCUGAUUUUAUUGUAAUGAAAAAUCUAUUAGAAAAAAUGAAAUAAAAAUAAGAAGAAAACAAAAUAACAUAUUUCAUUUCAAAAUUUGCAGAAGAAAACUUGGAUUUGAGAAAAGAUACAAUUUAUUCUCUCAUGCAAAUUUUAGAAAGAUGUUCUGAUGGUUCUAUCAAAGUCUAUCCAAUUUGUCAUGAGAAGAUUAUAUUAAAAUUCUUUAAGGCUUUAACUGAUGAAUAGAAAGAGAAGUCAACAUUUUUGAAUGAGCUAUCCAAAAUUGGAAGAAUGAUUUCUGGUAGUCUUCAUGUUAAUGUAAUAAAAGCCAGUAAUGCUUUAUCGAUGUAACCUUUAGAGGUUAUCAGAUAAGCUAGAAAUCUCUUUACUGAAUUAUCUAUUGCCACAGAAACAUAAGAAGAAAUCUUACCUUUUCAAAUAAUGAAGGAUAUUGAUGUGAAUAUAUUAGAAAAGGCUAACGAGAUCUUGUAACUACAUAAAUAAGUGGCAUUGAAUAAGUUAAACUUAAUGUAUAUUUUAUCUUAUGAAAACUCUGUACCAAAUUAUGAUUUAUUAUCUGAAAAUUUAAUUCAAACAAAAAACUUUUACUUUAAUCAAUAUUUUAGAUCUGAAAAUCCAGUUGAUGAUAUUUUGAAAAUUUUAUAUGAUGAUACUAUUCAAAAUAUUAAUGAAUAUUUGCCAUUUGAUGAUAUGGAUGAUGAAAAACAUAAAUAAAUAUAAUAGGCAGUUAAACGAUUUUUACAUGAAGAAACAGUUAAUAAAAACAAUAGUGAAACACAUAAAAUUAUGUAAUCUUAUUUAAAGAAUCCAAAAAUCUUGUCUCGUUUAUUUUGUGGUAUCUAAUCCAUCAAAUACUCAUAUAAAGAAUACAAAAGCUCAUCUAUUUGGAAUAAGAGUGGCAGAUUAAGGUAUGAAGAUGUACAUAAAUCUGUCCUUAACAUUUGCUUGUCAAUUUUAGAAUAAAAUUGA
This is a messenger RNA of Paramecium pentaurelia, 2951 nucleotides long. Lineage: Eukaryota; Ciliophora; Oligohymenophorea; Peniculida; Parameciidae. The record is from the annotation of a GenBank genome assembly.